CAAUACAAGAACGGAAUAGAGCAUUUAGAAUAUUGAGAAGAACACAUAAUUUCCAAGACAUGAUCCAGUAUAAAAGGCAUCAAGCUAGAGUAAGGUAUGUUAUUAAAAAAACAAGAAAACACCAUUGGAGAACUUUUUGUGAAACACUAAAUAGAACUACUCCUUUAAGCCAAGUGUGGGGAAUGAUCAAGAGAAUGUCAGGGCUCAGAAAAGAACAUAAAAAUCAUGUGAUGAAAGAUGGAAUGCGGAGUGUGGUAGGAAAUAAAGAAAAAGCAGAACUUUUAGCAAAAACCUUUGUUAAAGUGCACAGUAAUGAUAAUUUGAAAAAUGUAGAAAAACAAAAGAGAGAAGAAACAAUUAGUGUAAAUAUUGAGGAAAUGAAGGAAGACAACGAUAAUAGUUUUAUCAACACUGUGGAUAUGACAUUUUCUUUGGAUGAAAUGGUUCGAAUUUUAAAAAAAGUUAAAAAUACGACGGCAGGGAAAGACCUGGUGAGUUAUCAAAUGAUCAAAAAUUUAGGUAGCAUCGGCAAAGAAGUGGUCUUGAAAUUAUAUAAUAGGAUAUAUGAAGAAGGAAAAUUACCAGAUGAGUGGAAAACAGCUGUAAUAAUUCCAAUAUGCAAGCCAGGGAAAGAUCCGGAAGAGGCAGGAAAUUAUAGGCCGAUUGCAUUGACCUCAAAUUUGGGCAAAGUAAUGGAAAAAAUGAUUAAUGAAAGAUUAAUAUAUUAUUUAGAGUCAAAAGAAAUUAUAAAAAACUACCAAAGUGGUUUUCGCAAAGCAAGAAGCACAAAUGACCCAGCAGUGCAGCUGGAAGAGGAAAUUAGAAAGGGACAAAUAAAUAAAGAAAGUAUAAUUGCGGUAUUUUUUGACAUAGAGAAAGCGUAUGAUAUGUUGUGGAAACAGGGGUUGCUGAUGAAACUAAAUAGGAUUGGGAUUAGAGGAAGAAUGUACAGAUGGAUAAAAGACUUUUUAACAAGUAGAACAUUAUUAGUAAAGAUAGAAAAUGAAUAUAGUAGAGAAUACAAAGUGGAAAAUGGGACCCCACAAGGGAGUAUAAUAAGUCCAGUACUAUUUUCCAUCAUGAUAAAUGAAGUUUUUAGUGAAGUGGAAGGGUUAGUGGAGGUGGCAUUGUUUGCUGAUGAUGGAGUGAUGUGGAAGAGAGGUAGAAAUACAAAUUAUAUAGAAAAGAAGAUUCAAAAAGCGGUAAAUAAUGUUCAAGACUGGGGGACGGCUUGGGGUUUAAGAUUCUCUGUUGGAAAGACAAAAGUCAUACAUUUUACGAAGAGGAAAAUACAAAACAAGCUCCAAAUAAAACUCUAUGGAGAAAACAUAGAAGAGGUACAAGUUUUUAAAUAUUUAGGAAUAUGGUUUGAUAAAAAUAUGAACUGGUCAACCCACAUCAGCAAGAUAAUGGAGAAAAGUAAAAAGGUGUUAAAUAUAAUGAGGGCUUUGAGGGGUAAAGAUUGGGGGGCUGAUAGGUUAACAUUGAAAACAAUAUAUAUCACUUUAAUUCGGUCUGUUAUCGACUACGGAUGCAUUAUUUAUCGAUCUGCUUCAAAAACUCUACUUGAGAAAAUAGACCGGAUCCAGUCGCAGGCGUUAAGAUUAUGUUGUGGAGCUACUAAAUCUACUCCAGUGGCAGCAUUACAAGUAGAAAUGAAUGAAAAACCUUUGGACAUGAGGAGAGAUCAACUCUCAGCAGUUUAUUGGGCAAACUUAAAAGGAUCCAAGCAAGGACAUCCAACCCGUCAAGUGCUAAUAAAUUGCCAAGAAAAAGGGAAGAAAAAAAUGAAUAGUUUUGGGUGGAUAAUAGGAGAUAUAUGUAAAAAAACACAAAUUGACCAUAUUAAAGUGAGCCCUACAGUACCAAUUCCUGCAAUACCACCGUGGAUGUAUGAAAACCCAAAGGUAGACAUGCAGUUACUGAAGAAUAGACAUUUAAAUAGUUACCAAAUAGAACAACGGAUUGAGGAAAUGUUUUUUGAUAAUAUUAUGAUAUACACAGAUGCAUCAAAAACUAUAAAUAGUAAAGUAGGAGCUGCUGCAGUUAUCCCACAGAGAAAUAUAGUGUUGAAUAAAAGAAUUAGUGAUAAACUAUCUGUUUUUACGGGGGAAUUGGUAGCAAUUGAUAUGGCAGUUAACUGGAUAGAGGAAAACAAAGCUAGGAAAGUAGUCGUGUGCUCGGACUCCAGCAGUGCAUUGACGAGCAUAAAAAACAUAACAUCAGAAACAAGACUAGAUAUAGUUUAUGAAAUAGUUCAGGCAAUCUACAGAAUAAAUAAAGCGGGAGGUGUGGUAACAUUUCUCUGGGUUCCUGCUCAUGUAGGAGUUGAGGGGAAUGAGUUAGCUGAUAGAUACGCAAAACAAGCAAGCACUAAAACAGAAGUAAACAUGGAGAUUAAGCACAGUAAAGAAGAAGUGAAGAGCAUAAUUAAGAUAGAACACAAUAAAAAGUGGCAGGAUAAUUGGAAUAAGGAAACAAAAGGUAGAGAGUUUUACAAAGUCCAGAGGAAAGUAGGUGUAAUGAGAGGAGGGGGUAGAAAUAGGAAGGAAGAAGACAUUAUGACUAGAAUGAGAUUAGGGCAUACAUAUCUAAAUAGUUCACUAAAAUUGAUAGGCAAACAUACUACAGGGCUGUGUGAUUUUUGCCACCAGAUAGAAAAUGUUGACCAUGUCUUAAUACAAUGUAGGAAAUAUAAUAGAGAAAGAGAAAUACUGGAAAAUAAGUUAGCAAAAGAAAAUAUUAGGUUAGAAGUGGGAGAUAUAUUAGGAUUGCAUUCAGAAAACAUAGGAUAUAAAGCAAUAUACACAUAUUUAAAAAACACUGGGUUAAGUAAAAGAAUAUAGAGUAGGGAUCCACCUCGGUCCACACUCCAUUACAGUAGGUGGCGGUAAUGCACACCAGAAGGUUGCUUGCCAACCGCCAUAAAAACAAAAGAAGAAGAAGAAGAAGAAGAAUUGAGUGGCUGUUUGAAGGGGGACGAGUGACGUCGGUGCGACACACAGACUGAUGGAGGGAGCUGCCAUGCAAGGCGCUAACCAGCACCCAUCAGGAGCAAGGGUGAAGUGUCUUGCUCAGGACACAACGGACGUGACAAGGUUGGUACUAGGUGGGGAUUGAACCAGGGACCCUCGGGUUGCGCACGGCCACUCUCCCAUAUGUAUAUAUAUAUAUAUAUGUGUGUGUGUAUAUAUGUAUAUGUAUGUAUGUGUACAGUAUAUAGUAAUGUUUGUGUAUGCAUGUACGAUAUGUACUGUAAUAAUACGGAAAUGUGUAAAUUCCUGGAACUUACGGGCGGUCCAGAAGUUGACAUAACAAGCUCUCAGGGCAGGGAGUGCUGGGAGGAAGCGUAGGCCGUGGGUCACAGACGACAUUUCUUGGGGCGCAAGUUGGUUUCGUUGAAUCAUUCAACAUCCAAUCAUAGGCUGUCUCAUCACAGCAGUCGUCCACUUCCACCUGCCCGCCUUUGCGUAUGCACGAGUCCCCGCCACAUACUCCUGGAAACACAUGUGAGAUGAAUCAGGUCAGAAUACGUCCAAAUGAAGCGUCCUUUUCCACGCAAACCCACCGCAUUGCCCCUGAGUGUUCAUCAGGAAGUGCUCCAUCGCCAAACUGACCUCCACUGUGUAGUACGGCGUGAGGGAGACAUGGGAGCGUACCUGUGGAAGGUACACUGACACCACAUAGCCUGUGGUCUCAAACCUGAACCCAAGCUGUUCAUAUGGCGGCUCUAUGCUCUCAGUAUUCAAGGUCGCCUGUAAUAAGAGAACAAUAAUGGCCUUUCCCGGGAUUUCUGCCCUCAUGUGGCCAAUUAGCGGAAGCGGGUCGCCGCUUACCUGAACCGCCGACCCUCCUGGUAUGACAGUAAGCCUUGCUGUGUUGUUGUUAUAGCGCAAGAUGACGCCUUUGGCGCAGGAGCCGGGGAGGUUACAGUCAAAGUUGUCAAUGGCGAUGGUGAGGUGAUGACGCGGCCUCGUCUCCUCCAUCAGGAUGUAGGUGCACUCGUCCAGGAAGUCAAAGGGAACGCCACUGAAGGUGGUGUAGUGGGGGUCGCCGUAGAUGUCGCACACACCUGAAAGGGAUAGGGAUAUUUUGUUAGCGUAUUUCUACUAGUAACGAGAAUAUUGUCAGGCUUGUUUGUGUUUUAGGUUGUCCUCGUGUGUGUUUAGUAUUUCCUGUUUUUAAGUUCGUGUCAGCGCUCUUAUUUUGUCUGUUUCCUGUUUUUUUUCCCUGUGCGCUGUUUUCCCCUCGGCUGCGGCUGAUUGGCACUGGGCCACACCUGGUGUCAAUCAGCCCGCUCCUAUUUUACCUGUUUUGUUCCUCCAGUCAGGGCUGGAUUAUUGUCUUGUCGUUUUCACUCCUGUAUUGUAUUGUCGCUCCUGUCGUGUCGUGUCGGGUCGUUGCAGCCUAGCGGUAAGCUAUAUUUGGUAGCUGUUUAUAGCUAACUGUCUUUUGUUCCCUGCUUCCGGUUUUGUUUGUUCAUAGCGCGCUUUUUGUUCAAUCAAUCAAUUAAUCAAUCAAUCAAUGUUUAUUUAUAUAGCCCCAAAUCACAAAUGUCUCAAAGGACUGCACAAAUCAUUAUGACUACAACAUCUUCGGAAGAACCCACAAAAGGGCAGGAAAACUCACACCCAGUGGGCAGGGAGAAUUCACAUCCAGUGGGACGCCAGUGACAAUGCUGACUAUGAGAAACCUUGGAGAGGACCUCAGAUGUGGGCAACCCCCCCCCCCCCCCCCCCCCACCUCCCUCUAGGGGACCGAAAGCAAUGGAUGUCGAGCGGGUCUAACAUGAUACUCUGAAAGUUCAAUCCAUAGUGGCUCUAACACAGCCGCGAGAGUUCAGUUCAAGCGGAUCCAAGACAGCAGCGAGAGUCCCGUCCACAGGAGACCAUCUCAAGCGGAGGCGGAUCAGCAGCGUAGAGAUGUCCCCAACCGAUACACAGGCGAGCGGUCCAUCCUGGGUCUCGACUCUGGACAGCCAGUACUUCAUCCAUGGUCAUCGGACCAUCGGACCUUAGCCACGUAUUUGAAGAUCAUUCAUCUCGUUGGAAUCGAGGUUUCCGCAAAGGCCGCAUACCCGACGCUGGUUGACAAAUGUGGAAGACAGCUCCACGGUGAUGCGGGUGUGUUUGUCCCAGAUGAGAGUCAUGUUCCUGCUCGGCACCAAGAUCACCACGUAGAGUCCCACAGUGUGGGCGGUGUAGAGUGAGCUCUCCGGCAGAGACGAGGCCGUAUGAAGCGAGAAGAGUGGCGUGCGGGAGAGAAGGUUCACCUUUAUUUCCAGAGUGACGGUGCGAGAGCAGAUGCGGUGAUGUAGAGCUGCAUCUCGGGGAACAUCAGGACUUGCAUCUCCAUACCAAAGGAUGUGCUGGCGUGCACGUACGUGGACGAUUGCCAGAAAACGAUGGCGUGAUCUGCGCGGUACGUCACGCCAGGUGACCGUGAGAGGAAGCAGCAUGCUCCUCAGCCUGGUGUAGAUGCCGUACUGGAAGACGUGCUGGUAGGUGUGGUCGUAGGGAAGGGAGACGCUGUCAACACAAUCAUGAGGACCGUUUGGACUUUAUUGAUAGUGAUCUCCACUUCCACCAGCAGCCCGUUGUCCCCCCGCCGGGCGCUGAUGUCGCAGUCCACGCGGUUGUGUGUGAAGCGGCUGAGGGUGACCCUGCAGGUGGACCGCAAGUAGUAACUGGAGCCGUUGAAAGGUUGGACCACACCGCUGCCGAAUGUCUUGCAAGUGACUGGCGACAACAGUGGCAGCAUCUUUGCGUCACGGUCGACGCUGCACGGUGACGAAGUCAUCCUCCACUCCUCCUACCUCCUCCAAGUCUCUCAUCAGGACCACAGGGACGAGAUGGACUGAUGCACGCUGCGCGCAACUUUGCUCCACACGGCGCGGUUGUCUCUGUUCCAAAAGAAGGCUGGUAGUGAGUUUGAAGCGCACAAAAAAAGGCUCGCUUGAGUGGAUUUUUUUUUUUUUUUUUUUUGUUCCCCUAUGUCGCGAAAGCAGUCGGACCAUGACUACAACCUGCGGAGUAUGAGCAACCUGAUGGGGGAACGCUGGAGGAAAGUGAACGAUGGAGGAGAGCGGAGCCUCAUCAAGGCUCCAUCCAACGCGAGCAUCAGCAGCCUGCAGGUGGCCUCGUCUUCCUCCGGCGCCCCGGCAGCCCCGUCCACCUCCACCGGGGACCUGGAGAGGGCUGCGCGCAAGCAGUUCCAGCAGGACGUCACGCCCGCCUUCGUCUACAUCCUCUCCGCCUUCUCCGCCCUGGGAGGCUUCCUGUUCGGCUACGACAGCGGCGUGAUCUCCGGGGCGAUGCUGCUGCUCAAGCGGCAGCUGGAGCUGAGCGCACUGUGGCAGGAGGUGCUUAUUUCGAGCACCGUGGCCGCGGCCGCCCUGGCCGCCCUCCUGGGCGCCUUCCUCAACGGGCUCUUCGGGCGCCGGGUGUGCAUCCUGCUGGCCAGCUUCUUCUGCGCCCUCGGCGGGAUCGUGAUGAGCGCCGCGCCCGGGAAAGAGGUGCUGUUGACGGGGAGGAUUCUCGUUGGAGUCGGGCUGGGAAUCGCCUCCAUGACGGUGCCCGUGUACAUCGCAGAGGCCUCGCCGCCGCACCUCCGCGGCCAGUUGGUGACCGUCAACACCCUCUUCAUCACCGGCGGACAGUUCGUCGCCAGCGUCGUCGACGGCGCCUUCAGCUACUUGCAGCGCGACGGCUGGAGGUACAUGCUGGGCCUGUCGGUGGCGCCCGCUGUUCUCCAGUUUGUGGGAUUCCUCUUCCUGCCCGAGAGCCCUCGUUGGCUGAUCCAGCGCGGGCUGACCCAGAAAGCCCGGCGAGUGCUCAGCCAGAUCCGGGGCAACCAGAACAUCGACGAGGAGUACGACGGCAUCAAGAACAGCAUCGAGGAGGAGGAGAAGGACGGCGGAGGAGAUGGCCCUGUGAUCUGGCGCAUGCUGACCUACCCCCCCACGCGGCGGGCUCUUUUUGUGGGUUGCGGCUUGCAGAUGUUCCAGCAGCUUGCAGGAAUCAACACCGUCAUGUACUACAGCGCCACCAUCCUGCAGAUGUCUGGCGUGCGGGAUGACCACCUUGCCAUCUGGCUGGCCGGCCUCACCACCCUGACUAACUUCCUGUUCACGCUGCUGGGGGUGUGGCUAGUGGAGCGAGUGGGCCGACGGAAGCUCACGCUGGGCAGCAUCGUCUGCACGUGUCUCAGCUUGUGCGUGCUCGCCGUGGGCUUCCUGCUGUCAGCGCAGCACAGUCCUCCUGUCACCUUCCACCCGUUGGAGCCCGCCAAGGCCAACACAACCUGCUUCAAAUAUCAGCUGUGUGAGCCGUGCAUGCUGGACCCGGCCUGUGGUUUCUGCUACCGGGAGAACGGCUCGGCACCGCUCACCUCCUCCUGCGUCCCCGUCAAUAAGGCCUCCACUGAGCAGGCGGCGUGGGGCAGGUGUUCCAACUCCAGCCGGAUGAGGGAGCACACCUACUGGGCCUACAACUACUGCCCCACCUCCUUCUCCUGGCUGGUCUUGUUGGGAUUGAUGCUCUACUUGGCCGCUUUUGCACCUGGUAUGGGCCCCAUGCCCUGGACCAUCAACUCUGAAAUCUACCCGCUGUGGGCGAGGAGCACCGGCAACGCGUGUGCAGCAGGAGUCAACUGGACCUUCAAUGUUCUGGUCUCGCUCACCUUCCUCCACCUGGCCCAGUUCUUCACUUACUAUGGAGCCUUCUUCCUCUACUCCAGCAUGGCCUUCCUGGGCUUCAUCUUCAUCUUCGGCUGCUUGCCCGAGACCAAAGGCCGGCGUUUGGAGGAGAUCGAAGCGCUGUUCGAGAACCAGCUGUGCUCGUGCGGCGCGUCCGAUUCGGAUGAGGGGCGGCAGGUUGAGUACAUCCGGGUUAAAGGCUCCAACUACCAUCUAUCAGACAAUGACGCGUCCGACGUAGACUAGAAGUGUUGUCAUAUGUUCAAUAACAAACAGGGUGCUCUUGGUUUGAGCCUCUGCCCGGCCUUGUGGGUGUUUAUGUUCUCACUUCUUGCUGGACAAAUCUCAAACCAUGCAGUCACAUUUAGAGCUGUCUUCUUUGUGGACACUUGAACAAACAACAGGAACCAUUGAAGCCUAUAAUUGAAGGAUAAUCCGUGAAUCAUCAACAUGUAGCACAGUCCUAUUAUUUGGAGCUUCUAUUUCUAUGACACGCACUGACAGUGGGUGGCUGCCGACACCAGACUAGUAGCACUAAAAGGAUAUUUUCGGAGGGACUCUUUGGACACCUAAUGUUUGAUCCAAUUCCGAUUCCUGGGGUGACCGGUCGAUUCACCACAAUUCUUGAUUUAAAUCAAUUCUCACAAUUUUGGUAUAAUAAUUUCAAUAUUACAGUAUAUAUAUAUAUAUAUAUAUAUAUAUAUAUGUGUAUACAUGUAUGUAGAUAUGUAUGUAUAUAUAUAUAUAUGUACAUAUGUAUGUAUCCAUCCAUCCAUUUUCGACCGCUUAUUCCCUUUGAGGUGGCGGGGGGCGCUGGUGCCUAUCUCAGCUACAAUCGGGCGGAAGGCGUGGUACACCCUGGACAAGUAGCCACCUCGUCACAGGGCCUACACAGAUAGACAGACAACACUCAACACACUAGGGUCAAUUUAGUGUUGCCAAUCAACCUAUCCCCAGGUGCAUGUCUUUGGAGGUGGGAGGAAGCCGGAGUACCCGGAGGGAACCCACGCAGUCCCGGGGAGGACAUGCACACUCCACACAGAAAGAUCCUGAGCCCAGGAUUAAACCCAGGACUACUCAGGACCUUCGUAUUGUGAGGCAGACACACUAACCCCUGUACCACCGUGAUGCCCUGUAUGUAUGUAUAUAUAUAUAUGUAUGUAUGUAUGUACGUAUAUAUGUACAUAUGUAUGUAUAUAUGUAUGUGUAUCUAUGUAUGUUUGUACAUAUUUUUAUAUAUGUAUGUUUAUAUAUAUAUAUACAUGUAUAAAGUAUGUAUAUAUGUAUGUACAUAUAUAUGUAUGUAUGUAUGUAUAUAUAUAUAUACAUAAUUACAUUAAAUUUAUAAUGUAUGUAUAUAUGUGUAUAUAUAUAGGUAUGUAUGUUUGUAUAUAUAUGUAUUUAUAUUUGUAUAUAUAUGUGUGUGUGCGUGCGUGUAUGUAUGUGUGUAUAUAUGUGUGUAUCUAUAUGUAUGUAUGUAUAUAUACAUAUUUGUAUGUGUGUGUAUAUAUGUAUGUAUGUAUGUGUGUGUGUGUAUAUAUGUAUGUAUGUGUGUGUAUAUAUAUAUAUAUCCCCCAGGGAUCAAUAAAGUACUUUCUAUUUUAUUCUAUUCUAUAUAUGUAUGUAUGUACAGUAUAGAUAGAUAGAUAGUUAGAUAGUACUUUAUUGAUUCCUUCAGGAGAGUUCCUUCAGGAAAAUUAAAAUUCCAGCAGCAGUGUACAGAGUUGAGAUCAAUUUAAAGAAAAAAGUAAAAAGUAAAUAAUGGGGUUUUAAAAGGAAACAAAAUAGAGAAAUAUUACAAAAAGAAUAAAAACAAAGGGAAUAACAAUAUAACAGUAAAAUAAGAAUAUAACAAGACAAAGUAGGCAGUAGUGACCAUGUUAUGAAAAAACGUAUUGCACUGUUAUUGUUUUGCAUCCCCUGUCAUCCUAAUACUCCCUGCCCCCCGUCCCAGAGAGGAGUUGUACAGUCUAAUGGCGUGUGGGACAAAGGAGUUCUUGAUGUGUACGUAUAUGUAUGUACAAACGCCGUUUCCAUAUGAGUUGGGAAAUUGUGUUAGAUGUAAAUAUAAACGGAAUACAAUGAUUUGCAAAUCCUUUUCAACUCAUAUUCAGUUGAAUGCACUACAAAGACAAGAUAUUUGAUGUUCAAACUCAUUAACUUUAUUUUUUUUGCAAAUAAUAAUUAACUUAGAAUUUCAUGCCUGCAACACGUGCCAAAGUAGUUGGGAAAGGGCAUGUUCACCACUGUGUUACAUCACCUUUUCUUUUAACAACACUCAAUAAACGUUUGGGAACUGAGGAAACUAAUUGUUGAAGCUUUGAAAGUAAAAUUCUUUCCCAUUCUUGUUUUAUGUAGAGCUUCAGUUGUUCAAUAGUUCGGAGUCUCCGCUGUCGUAUUUUACGCUUCAUAAUGCAUUUUUGAUGGGAGACAGGUCUGGACUGCAGGCGGGCCAGGAAAGUACCCGCACUCUUUUACUAUGAAGCCACGCUGUUGUAACACGUGGCUUGGCAUUGUCUUGCUGAAAUAAGCAGCGGCGUCCAUGAUAACGUUGCUUGGAUGGCAACAUAUGUUGCUCCAAAACCUGUAUGGACCAUUCAGCAUUAAUGGUGCCUUCACAGAUGUGUAAGUUACCCAUGCCUUGGACACUAAUACACCCCCAUACCAUCACAGAUGCUGGCUUUUAAACUUCGCCCCUAUAACAAUCCGAAUGGUUGUUUUCUCUUUGUUCUGGAGGACACCACGUCCUCUGGUUCCAAAUUAAAUUUGACAUGUGGACUCGUCAGACCACAGAAACACUUUUCCACUUUGCAUCAGUCCAUCUUAGACGAGCUCGGGCCCAGCGAAAACGGCGGCGUUUCAGGGUGUUGUUGAUAAAUGGGUUUGGCUUUGCAUAGUAGAGUUUUAACUUGCACUUACAGUUAUAGCGACAAACUGUAGUUACUGACAGUGGUUUUAUGAAGUGUUCCUGAGCCCAUCUGGUGAUAUCCUUUACACACUGAUGUCGGUUUUUUAUGCAGUACCGCCUGAGGGGUCAAAGGUCCGUAAUAUCAUGGCUUACGUACAGUGAUUUCUCCAGAUUCUCUGAACCUUUUGAUGAUUUGACCGUAGAUGGUAAAAUCCCUAAAUUCCUCUCAAUGGCUCGUUGAGAAAUGUUGUUCUAAAACUGACAAUUUUCUUACAAAGUGGUGACCCUCACCACAUCCUUUUUUGUGAAUUACUUAGCAUUUCAUGGGAGCUGUUUUUAUACCCAAUCAUGGCACCCACCUGUUGCCAAUCAGCCUGCACACCUGUGGGAUGUUCCAUAUAAGUGUUAGAUGAGCAUUCCUCAACUUUAUCAGUAUUUAUUGCCACCUUUCCCAACUUCUGUUUCACGUGUUAAAGGCAUCAAAUUCUAAAGUUAAUGAUUAUUUGCAAAAAUAAAAAAGUUUAUCAGUUUGAACAUCAAAUAUGUUGUCUUUGUAGCAUAUUCAACUGAAUAUGGGUUGAAAAUGAUUUGCAAAUCAUUGUAUUCCGUUUAUAUUUACAUCUAACACAAUUUCCCAACUCAUAUGGAAACAGGGUUUGUAUAUAUACGUAUGUAUGUAUAUAUGUAUGAAUGUUUAUACAUGUAUGUAUAUAUAGAUACAUAUAUACAUAUAUGUAUGUAUGUGUGUGUGUGUAUAUAUGUGUAUGUACGCAUAUAUAUAUGUGUAUAUGUGUAUAUAUAUAUGUAUAUAUGUAUAUAUAUAUAUAUAUAUAUAUGUGUGUAUGUAUUAAUCCAUUUUGAAAAAUAUGUUUUUAGGCCAUCUCCAUGCAACCAGAAGGAGCUUUUCCAACCUGUAACAUUAGAAUUAUCACACCAAAAAUUGUGAGAAUAAAUAUAAAUCAAGAAUCACGGUGAAUCGAACGCUUGUGUACCCCUAAGUUUGCCGUUAUUGCAGUACAUGCACAGCAGGUACAGCAGAGUGAGCCACAUUUACAGUACAAAUACAGGAUUUCAUCACACAUUUAGGAUAACAACCUGGAAUUUUGUGACGGGUGCCAUCUCAGUUUAAAAAGUGGAAAGAAGUGUAAUGAUCUUUAUUUGUUUACCUUUACGUGUCUAUGAUUCUUUUUUACUAUUUUUUUACGGUUUUCUUCCGCCGCAGCCUUACGUACAAAAAAGACAUUAUUGUAAUUUGUGUCUCAGAAUGAUCAGCAGGUAGAAUUUUAAGUACCAGUCCAUGGUUUGCAUAUCAGUAAAUAUCGGUUUUAAGUGUCAUUCUAUUGGCAGCACAUCAAUAGUUCCUAUUUCAGUCGUCCCCCAUCAUAUCGCUCUUCAAUUAUUUAUAUAUAUGUGUGUGUGUGUAUAUAUAUAUACACACACACACACGUAUGUAUAUACAUGUGUGUGUGUGUGUGUGUGUACAUAUAUAUAUAUGUAUAUGUAUAUAUAUAUGUAUAUAUAUAUAUAUAUACUUGUAUACACACACAUAUAUAUAUAUGUGUACAUAUGUGUAUAUAUAUACAUGUACAAAUAUAUAUGUAUACAUACAUUACAUAUACACGUAUACAUACAUGUACAUAUAUAUAUAUGCAUAUGUGUGUAUAUAUAAAUUAUAUAUGUGUAUACAUCUAUGUAUAUAUAUAUAUGUGUGUGUACAUCUAUAUAUAUAUAAAUAUACACAAAUAUAUAUAUUUGUGUAUAUUUAAUUACAAUAUAUAUAAUUUUAAAUAACAUAUACACAUAUUUCUGUAUGCAUAUAUGUAUAGGUAUAUACAUUUUUUUUGCAUAUUUUUUCAGUUUCAAACUUAUAAAAGCCACAAUAUUUGAAGCACACUGUCCAGCCCUUUGAGACAUUUGUGAUUAAGGGCUAUAUAAGUAAACUUUAAUUUGAUUGAUUGAAGCACACCUCACCACAAUAUGUCUAUUAUUUAAUUGUAUUUUUAAGGCAUAUUCUGCAAUUUUUGAGGUCCUAAAUCAAGCAUUUUCAGGCGUAAAAAUGGCAACGUAGACAAAAAAAUACGUUUUGGCCAUUAGGGGAGACCAAAAGUCUCAUGACAACUGAUUGGCAGCAAUAUUAUAUUGUAUUAAAACAGUGUAAAUGUUAACAAAGUGUGUUAUCUCAUGUGUAGAGGGUUCUAAUUAUGUUAACGUAUUUACAAGGUCCUUAAAUUGUUUUUUUUCAAUGAAAAUAUCGGAUUUAUAAAAAACAAUUCCUACUUCGCAGAAAUGCAUUCAUCGCGGUCACGUCGGGAAUUAACAGCGACAAACGAGGGACGACUGUGCACGGUGUGUUUUUAGAAAUAAUAUUAAAAACAGUCAUUUACAUAUGAAACUAACACAGACAAGCAGGUUUACCUAAUGAAAUGUCCAGUGUGUGUACAUUUAAGAUCAAGUUUUAUGAUAGGAUUCAGUAAUUUAUGCAACUUCUGUCAUAUCUAAAGUGACGGGUGUCCAAUUUGGAGUCAUUAGUCAGAAAAAAAAAAUGUGUUAGAUUGGUUGGAAAAAAUCAAAACAAUUUUGUGCACAAAGUUUUAUUCCAUUUCCAGACUGUGCAAUUGGUGACCAAAUGUUUGCCGUGAGUGUUCCAGGCUGCACUUUUGUCACAGUGUGCUGUGUUUUUUCGCGGUUGUGUUGGCGCUGUCUAGCUGUGGACAGUUAUUGUGUACUUCUGGUGACAUCCCGUGUUUCUACAGGUGACGUAGAACGAACACCAAUAGAGUGAUGUAUAGUAUAUUUAUUCAUUAUCGUCUGAGCUGUACAUGUUUUGCGAGAGUUUAUAUUCUAUAUAUAAAAAGAAAUAUCUGGAGUGUGUACGGGGAAAGAAAUAAACCGCUGAAUCAAUAA
Messenger RNA from Nerophis ophidion (straightnose pipefish), 13508 nucleotides. RefSeq names its product proton myo-inositol cotransporter-like. Gene Ontology annotation, molecular function: myo-inositol:proton symporter activity. NCBI's taxonomy places the organism in Eukaryota, Metazoa, Chordata, Actinopteri, Syngnathiformes, Syngnathidae. Gene Ontology annotation, biological process: transmembrane transport. The transcript is spliced from 18 exons. Gene Ontology annotation, cellular component: membrane. The record is from RefSeq and is a predicted model, not a curated record. Bases 5993 to 7942 code for a protein of 649 amino acids.